Messenger RNA from Hemibagrus wyckioides, 2237 nucleotides. It is a transcript of the gene jkamp, whose product is annotated as jnk1/mapk8 associated membrane protein. The coding region runs from base 157 to 1080 and encodes 307 amino acids. NCBI's taxonomy places the organism in Eukaryota, Metazoa, Chordata, Actinopteri, Siluriformes, Bagridae. The record is from RefSeq and is a predicted model, not a curated record. Gene Ontology annotation, molecular function: ubiquitin protein ligase binding. Gene Ontology annotation, cellular component: membrane. Gene Ontology annotation, biological process: response to unfolded protein. The transcript is spliced from 7 exons.
CUCUUUCGUGAACGACACAUCACUACCAGAGACUUCGCCGUAUAAUGCAAGUUUCAGCUCGCGGCGUUGCUAAGCUACUUGUUGGCAGAUGUAGUUAGCUAAGCUAGGCGUUUUAGCAGUCUUCUCUGUAACAGCCGGUGGAUCUACCUUAACAUAAUGGCUGUGGCGAUGAGCUCCACCUGCCCGGGCCUUUACUGUGGAAAAACCCUCAUUAACGGGACAAUCGAAGGAGAAUGUGGGGUGUGUCCCCGAGGUGAGAGAGUGAACCUGGAGAAGAUCUGUCAGAAGUGUACAGGUUCUCCAGAGCUCUAUGACUGGCUGUACCUGGGCUUCAUGGCCAUGCUGCCACUGGUCCUGCAUUGGUUCUUCAUCGAGUGGUACUCAGGCAAGAAAAGUUCGAGUGCGGUGCUGCAGCAUGUGACGGCUCUGUGUGAGUGCAGCGUGGCGGCCGUGAUCACCCUGCUGCUGAACGAGCCUGUAGGAGAGCUGACCAUCCGCUCCUGCAGUGUCCAGAUGCUGUCUGACUGGUACACCAUGCUGUACAACCCAAGUCCAGACUACAUCACCACACUGCACUGCACCCAGGAGGCUGUCUUCCCCCUCUACACCAUCGUGCUGAUCUACUACGCCUUCUGCCUGGUGUUCAUGAUGCUGCUGCGGCCGCUGCUGGUGAAGAAGAUUGCGUGUGGUUUGGGGAAGACGGAUCGCUUUAAAAGCAUCUAUGCAGCACUGUACUUCUUCCCCAUCCUCACCGUGCUGCAGGCGGUCGGAGGAGGACUCCUGUAUUACGCGUUUCCCUACAUCAUUCUGGUCCUGUCGCUGGUCACGCUGGCUGUGUACAUGUCUGCUUCGGAGAUCCAGUCCUUUAAGAACCUUGUGGCUAAAAAGAAGCGUCUGGUGGUGCUGUUCAGUCAUUGGCUCCUCCACGCUUAUGGCAUCAUCUCCAUCUCCCGACUGGAUAAACUCGGGCAGGAUUUGCCGCUCUUGGCCCUGGUGCCUGGACCCGCACUCUUUUACCUACUCACGGCCCGAUUCACUGAACCCAACCGCAUUCUGUCAGAAGGAGGAAAUGGACACUGAGGCCCUGACGUGUGUUACGUGUGUGUUAUUACUUUAUCAGUGCACGAGGUUCAUGUUGAAAUGGAAGUCUGUCUCGUGCCUCGAGUCUGCAGCACAGGAAGUGAUUAUAAAGUUGUGUUAAAUUUAAAUGAGCAAUUUAUAAAUCUGGACUUUUGCUGCUAUUUUAAUGAAGCGUUUAUGUAGAAAUGACAUCAUUACAGAGUUUUGGAUGAGAUUUUGUUCUCCACAUAGUCGAGUAAGUUCGAGCUUAAAGUGUGCAUUUCGAUUUUCACCUUUUCUUUAAACUGAGGAAAUAAAUGUCCUGUGCAUGUUUUAGUUUUAUUAACUGUAGAAUAGUUCAGUUCCUUCAUGGAGAAUCGAAAUGGUUUAACAGAAAUAGCAGCAAUGCUUAAAAAUUAGCAUGUCAUUUGUUCAUCUUGCACGUUUUAUCAGGACUUUCAAGUGACGCACUGAUGCUGGAGAUGAAAAAAAAACACAAUCAGAAAAGAGCCAUAACCAUCUGAGAGCUUUUUAUUUUUUGUAAAGUACAGAUGGAGUCUUUUAUAAACGACUCUGGAAUCCGCCUUGUUUUUUCUUUUCCCUCUGUGUAGAGACGCUGAACAUCCUCACCGCUCUGCCUCUGAGCUGUAAAUUAGUACUGAAUGGUACAUUUUCUUUCCCACUUUGUAAAUUUGUACAGUUGUACUGAUUGUGUGUGUGUGUGUGUUCCUCUCUGUGGUGUUUAUUGCAGCUGGUCUGUGAAUGUACGCUCAUUAUUUCUCCUGUUAUUUGUCUCUUCUUGCGAACUUCUCUGUGCCAAACUGUCACAUGCGUGACGUGAGGAUUCUAAACGUGUUCGCGGGAAAAUAACAGAGAUCACCUGAUGUACACGUGAGAGACGUCUCUGUCUGUGUCUGUAUAGCUAGACAUUUUUAUUAGCAUGUGUAUAUACUGUGUGUGUGUGUGUGUGUGUGUGUGUGUGUGUAAUGUCUCUGCAUGUAAAUGGAUCUGUUCAGGGUUUUACUGUUUGAUAAGAAAUCUAUGAAGAAAUGUACAGAGUCACAGGUGCAAUAUAAACGGAUAAAAAAGAAUUCUGACACUGCGUGAGUUUUCACCUCGUUCCUGAGAUACGACUCUCAGCUUUUCUCAUAUUUUAUAAAUAAAUAUAAAGACUGAAA